This is a messenger RNA of Rhododendron vialii, 2235 nucleotides long. RefSeq names its product ankyrin repeat-containing protein At5g02620-like. The record is from RefSeq and is a predicted model, not a curated record. The coding region runs from base 89 to 2203 and encodes 704 amino acids. Gene Ontology annotation, molecular function: protein binding. The transcript has 5 exons. NCBI's taxonomy places the organism in Eukaryota, Viridiplantae, Streptophyta, Magnoliopsida, Ericales, Ericaceae.
CUAUAAAUAGAGGUGAGUCUGAUUCCUUGUACUCGUCUACUCAAACACACACCCAAAUACCUUGCUAGACUGAAGAGUGCAACCAAUUAUGGAGCACGACCUCUGUGAAGCUGCAAUUACAGGGGACACCGAAUCACUGCACAACAUAAUCGGAAAAGAUCCACUGAUUCUUCACAAAGUUGCAGCCGGAUGUUUCCAUUGCGCUGCAAGUCCCCUCCACUUGGCUACGUUAAGCGAGCAAACAGACUUUGUGGUAGCACUACUGAAUCUCAAACCGGAGCUCAAAUUGAGACUCACAGAAGUCUUAGAUUCGCAACAACGGUCUGCCCUUCACUUGGCAUCGGCCAUGGGGCACGACCAGAUUGUGAAGGUAUUAGUGAAGGCCAACUCCAAGAUGUGCCUGGUUCGUGAUCGAGACGGUAAAACCCCCCUCCAUGUGGCCGCCAUGGAAGGCAAGACCAGUGUCUUGGAUGAGCUGGUUCAAGCCAGCCCACAAGCGGCUCGAGUCAGGGGGGAUCAAAACGAGACGAUCUUGCACUUGUGUGUCAAGCACAACCAGUUGGAGAGCUUGAUGAAACUGUUGGCUAUGAUAAAAGGUUGCGAUUUUGUCGACGCUAAGGAUAGUGAUGGAAACACCUUUUUGCAUCUAGCUAUUUUGUAUAAACACUUUCAGAUUGCACGUCAUGUCUUAGGGAUGGAAACAAAAGAUGUGAAUGCGACAAGUGGAUGUUGCACUACAACACAAAAGUCAUUGAAUAAGAUCGCGUAUUUGCUAGGGAAGGGAACAAACGAAGAAAAGGAAACAAUAGAUGUGAAUGUGACAAAUGCAAGUGGACACACAGCAAUGGAUGUCCUUUUGUUCCUUGGACCAGAUACGGAAGAAGCCUGUCAUAUCGAAGACUUACUUCGAAAAGCCAAUGCUAAAAAGGGGAAAGAUCUCGUAGCUGGAGAUUGGCUUACGAGUAAAAGGGAAUCCUUAAUGGUUGUGGCAUCACUUAUUGCAACAAUGGCAUUCCAAGCUGGGGUGAGCCCUCCUGGAGGCGUUUGGCAAGACAACUCAGAUGGACACAGAGCCGGAGAAGCUGUAAUGGCUUAUUAUUAUCAAGAUUCUUAUCCGUUCUUCCUCCGCCUUAACACGAUAGGAUUCGUUGCAUCAUUGAGUACAAUUUUGCUGCUCAUGAGCGGAUUGAAAUUCAGGAACAAGGCGACAAUGUGGGUCCUUAUAGUGACCAUGUGGUUGGCAAUCACAUCAAUGGCAAUUACAUAUUCGUUUUCCAACGUUGUGGUUACUCCUAAAAAGGACAGACGAUCACUCACUAAUACCAUUAAAAUUGGAGUUAUAGUGUGGUCCAGUGUGAUGGCUCUUCUUCUAGUGAAACACACAUUCGGCUUGGUGGCAUUUUUCGCGAGAGACGAAAGAAGAAAAAUGAAGGCAAAUAAAAGGAUUAAUAAAUUUGAGGCGCCGAGUUCCCGUGGUGGCAAAGGUAGAGGAGCGAAUCCUCCCCUUCCCCUCAGGUCUGUGGCUGAUGAAGAUGAUUUCAUGGAGGAUGAUGAGGUCUUCGCGAGGAUGGUGCCUCUAGUUUCUCUCAGUCUUCGGGUGGUGAUUGGCUUGCAAAGAAAAGGGGAUCCUUUAAUGGUUGUGACAGUACUUAUUGUGACAAUGGCAUUCAAAGCUGGGGUGAACCCUCUUGGUGGCGUCUGGCAAGACGAUGAUGGGCACGUAGCCGGUGAAUCCGUGAUGGCUUAUCAUCAUAAAAGCUCUUAUCCGUACUUCCUCUUGUUUAACACGAUCGGAUUUGUCGCAUCCUUGAGCACGAUUUUGUUGCUCAUCAGUGGAUUAGGUUUCAAGAACAAGGCUGCAAUGUGGUUCCUUACGGUGACCAUGUGGUUGGCAAUUACAGCAAUCGCAACCACAUAUGCGUUUGCAACCUUUGUGGGUACUCCUAAAAUGGACCAUCGAUCCCUCGGUUAUACCAUCAAGAUUGGAGUUAUAGUGUGGUCGGGGUUGAUGUCACUUCUCCUACUGAAUCACACAUUUAACUUGGUAACACUUUUUGUGAAAGAGAAAAGGAGUAAAAUGAAGGCCAUCAGAAGGAUUAUGGGAUUCAACCCGCAGAGUUUGCUUGAUGGUUUGCCAAUUGUAUGCAAUCUCCUACGUACGUGCGAGAAAUGGAAGAGCAACUCCUCCCCUUUCCGUCACUGAGAUGGCAUGUGUUACAGAGCAUGAGGCUGAUG